AUGGCCAGCGUGCAGCAAGGCGAGAAGCAGCUUUUUGAGAAGUUCUGGCGAGGGACCUUUAAAGCUGUGGCCACUCCGCGUCCCGAGAGCAUCAUCGUCGCCAGCAUCACAGCCCGAAAGCCGCUGCCAAGGACAGAGCCCCAGAGCAGCUCCAUGGUCCCAGCUCAGGAUGGACCCUCGGAAAAGCUGAGCCAGCAUCUGGCCACAGAGGCUGUGGGCACCAACAGCUGGGAGAGAGACAAGGCCUGCCGGGAGCUCAGUCCUGCCAGAGCACACAGUGCCUCCCAUGACAAAGACUUGACACCACCGCCCUCCUCCAGGGGGAAGAAGAAAAAGAAGAAAUCCACCAGGAAGAAGAGAAGGAGGUCCCCAUCCUAUAGCCCAUCGCCUGUCAAGAAGAAGAAGAAGAAAAAUUCUAAGAAACAUAAACGCCGCAGGUCAUUCUCCAAGAAGAGAAGGCACAGCUCCUCUAGCCCAAAAAGCAAAAGAAGGGAAGAGAAGAGGCACAAAAAACAAUCUCGAAGCCGGCCCCGAAAGUCUCACCGCCACCGCCACCACCGCUGCCCCUCCCGGUCCCAGAGUUCGGAGUCCCGCUCCUCAAGCUGCGGGAGCAGGCACCGCGGCCGGUCCCCCGAGGAAAGGCGGAAGUCCCGCCGAAGGCACUCCGGCCGCUGCUCCAAGACCCUCUGCAAGGCCAGCCCCGAGGCCCGGUCCAGCCACCUGCCCAGCCAGCCCCUCCAGCUCAGCUUCCUGUCGUCCAGGAGCGUAAUCACUGGGUCGGGGUCUGCUGCUGACCUCUUUACCAAAACAGCCAGCCCGCUCACCACCUCCAGAGGACGCUCCCAGGAGUAUGACUCAGGCAAUGACACCUCCUCGCCACCCUCCACGCAAAUCAGCUCAGCCAGGUCGAGGGGUCAGGAGAAGGGGAGCCCCAGUGGGGGCCUAAGCAAGAGCCGGGAACUCAACAGUGGCAACACCUCUGAUUCAGGGAACUCCUUCACCACCUCCUCACCCCAGAACAAGGGGGCCACUUUGGAGAAUCUCUCCCCCACCAGCAGGGGCCGAGAGUCAAGAGGAUUUCAGUCUCCUUGUCUGGAAUGCACUGAGGUGAAGAAGUCCAGUUUGGUCCCAUCCACAGCCCGGAGCUCUCCAAGAGAGUGCUCCCGCAGCUCCUCCUAUGCCAGCACCCGUUCCUCCAGUCACUCCUCCCGAUCCCCACAUCCCAGAGCCUCCCCCAGGUAUACCCGGAGCCGAUCCACCUCCUCUGGAAAAAGGUCUUACUCCCGCUCUCCCAGCUAUUCCUCCAAAUCUGGCAAGAGGAGCCCGCCUAGCAGAAGCUCGAGACCUCGUCGCAGCCCCAGCUACUCCCGCUACAGCCCCAGCAGGGAGCGGGACCCUAAGUACAGUGAGGACUCGCAGCAGCGGGAGCGCGAACGAGCGCGUCGGAGACGUCGGUCCUACUCGCCCAUGAGGAAGCGCCGGAGAGACUCCCCCAGCCACCUGGAGGCCCGGAGGAUAACCAGCGCUCGGAAGCGCCCCAUCCCCUACUACCGGCCCAGCCCCUCGUCGUCCAGCGGCCUCAGCAGCUCGUCCUCCUGGUACAGCAGCGGCAGCAGCCGCUCCGCCAGCCGCAGCUACUCCCGGAGCCGCAGCCGCAGCCGGAGCCGCAGCCGGAGCCGCAGCCGGAGCAGGACCCGCUCGAACAGCAGCUCCAGCUCGCGCAGCCCCAGCCUGGGCUCCCGGAGCCGAAGCCGGAGCUCCAGCUCCGCACACAGCUACUGCAGCACGAGGCGCUAA
Molecule: messenger RNA, 1797 nt
Organism: Talpa occidentalis (Iberian mole)
Lineage: Eukaryota; Metazoa; Chordata; Mammalia; Eulipotyphla; Talpidae
Gene: SRRM4
Product: serine/arginine repetitive matrix 4
Exons: 13
Coding region: 1-1797 (598 amino acids)
Biological process (GO): regulation of RNA splicing; neuron maturation; mRNA processing
Cellular component (GO): nucleus
Molecular function (GO): mRNA binding
Source: RefSeq, a predicted model, not a curated record